Messenger RNA from Soboliphyme baturini, 230 nucleotides. The record is from the annotation of a GenBank genome assembly. Lineage: Eukaryota; Metazoa; Nematoda; Enoplea; Dioctophymatida; Soboliphymatidae.
AUGCCCAAGCCAUCGCAGCUGCUACUUCUCAAUCUGGAGAAGCAAAGACUGUAUUCCAAGGCUCUUCCAGAUGUCACUAUUCCUGACCAUGUCGAGACGCGUAAGGCCAAAGACUCGUCUAAGAAAGACCAUUUCAGCAGCUUGUACCCGGGUUCGAAGUUUUUCAGUGAUGCUCCACGAUUCAUGACCGUAGGUAAGUAUGGGGAUAAAGACCGACUUGAAUAUUGAGA